Molecule: messenger RNA, 2168 nt
Organism: Oncorhynchus masou masou (cherry salmon)
Lineage: Eukaryota; Metazoa; Chordata; Actinopteri; Salmoniformes; Salmonidae
Product: leptin receptor gene-related protein-like
Exons: 4
Coding region: 109-492 (127 amino acids)
Biological process (GO): late endosome to vacuole transport via multivesicular body sorting pathway; negative regulation of growth hormone receptor signaling pathway
Cellular component (GO): endosome
Source: RefSeq, a predicted model, not a curated record
UCAAAGAAAAAGUUCAAAGGAGGAAAUAGGAAGUCAGUCUCGAAUGUCAACACAACAAACAAAGUACAAAGAAGAGGAACUGACAGAAAAUUGAAUACGUUUAAGACAAUGGCGGGUAUUAAAGCACUGGUUGGGUUGUCCUUCAGUGGAGCCAUUGGCUUGACAUUCCUCCUGUUGAGCUGUGCCUUGGAGCAAUAUGGGGUGUACUGGCCUCUCUUCGUCCUUUUCUUCUAUGUACUCGCUCCUAUCCCCACCUUUAUAUCUAGAAGGCUCAGUGAUGACAGUGAUGUGGCCAGCAACGCAUGCAGAGAGCUGGCAUACUUCUUCACUACGGGAAUUGUGGUAUCUGCGUUCGCACUUCCCAUCAUAAUGGCCCGGCGUGCAGUAAUCCAGUUGGGGGCCUGUGGCCUGGUGAUGGCCGGCAACGUUGUCAGCUUCUUCACCAUCCUUGGCUUCUUCCUGGGGUUUGGAGGGGGAGACGACUUCAGCUAGGAGCAGUGAUAGACUGUCUGUGAAUCUCUGGCCAAACAGAGCCACAAUCCCAAAUGGACCCCUAGACCCUAUGCACUUGUGGAGAUCUGGGAGGAUUUGACAGGUGUAAGUAAUAUGGUAAUAGCUCCAUCUUGCCCUCUGAUAGGCUUGCUAGGUGGAAGGUUCACCAUAUUGCUUAUACCAGUCAAAUCUUCUCCGAUCUCCACAAGUGCAUGCGGUGUAGGAUCCAGGGGUCGAUUUGAGAUUAGGCAAUGUGAAGACUGGAUAGGUAUAAGCAUGUGGUGAAAUAUCACCAAGGGAAGAGUGGUUGUUUCUGGACAGGACCCACCUCUCUACAAUUGUAAUUGUAUGUAUGUAUGUAUGUAUGUAUGUAUGUAUGUAUGUAUGUAUGUAUGUAUGUAUGUAUGUAUGUAUUACAAAACUAUAGUUUGUUAACAAGAAAUUUGUGAAGUGGUUGAAAAAUGAUUUUUAAUGACUCCAACUGUAUGUAUGUAUGCACAAAUUUCUUGUUAACAAGUUAUAGUUUUGGUAAGUCGGUUAGGACAUCUACUUUGUGCAUGACACAAGUAAUUUUUCCAACAAUUGUUGACAGACAGAUUAUUUCACUUAUAAUUCACUGUAUCACAAUUCCAGUGGGUCAGAUGUUUACAUACACUAAGUUGACUGUGACUUUAAACAGCUUGGAAAAUUCCAGAAAAUUAUGUCCUGGCUUUAGAAAUUUCUUUUAGGCUACCUGUGGAUGAAUUUCAAGGCAUACCUUCAAACUCAGUGCCUCUGCUUGACAUCAUGGGAAAAUCAAAAGAAAUCAGCCAAGACCUCAGAAUUUUUUUUUUUUUAGACCUCCACAAGUCUGGUUCAUUCUUGGGAGCAAUUUCCAAAUGCCUGGAGGUACCACGUUCAUCUGUACGAAAAAUAGUACGCAAGUAUAAACACCAUGGGACCACGCAGCCUUCAUACCACUCAGGAAGGAUAUGUGCCUCCUAGAGAUGAAUGUACUUGGUGUGAAAAGUGCAAAUCAAUCCCAGAACAACAGCAAAGGACCUUGUGAAGAUGCUGGAGGAAUUAGGUACAAAAGUAUCUAUAUCCACUGUUACGGAUACAGGUAUCCUGUGUUCUUUCCUCUCCUUCUCCCCAAUCAGUCACCAAUCAGUCACCAAACAAUCAUCAAUCAGAAGACACACCUCCUGUUUCUUACCCAAUCACAGUUCCUUUCCCUUGGUUUAAAAACCCUGUCAGUUGUUUGCUCUAGAGCGCAAUCUCUCUGUAAAUGCCAUAUGUCUGUAGAUUGCUCUUUUUCACCUUCUCCUACUAUGUCUCUAUCUCUCUUUAUGUAUUGAGCUAUCUUUUGUUUGAGCACCUCCAUAUCACUUUGUCCUCACCUGUGAGUAUUGUUUUUGGUUAUGGUGUUUGUUUUCUGGUGGGAAAAGGGUGAACCAAGACAAGUCGCCCAUGGGCAUACACUACCCGUAGGUAAACUUUGUUAAAUACCCUAGUUAGAACUGGGCGGACCACCCACUGUAUUUUUGGUUAGUUAGUUAGCUGUUGUUGAAAUAGGCUAGUCUAGCUUAGGGGUGUUUUUGGAUGCUUAUUGUUUCUUUCCUUGGGUCCAGCUCAGCCCCUUUUCCUGCUCCCCCCAUUACCGUGUGUUUUCCAAUAAACCAUGUGUUUGACGGUAA